AUGGACGAGGCUUUGCCAGGUUGGGAGAAAGACACAUCCUCGACAUCCGGUCCAGUGACAAGGCCUUCUCUCCGGGCUCGGAAUGACCAGAAAUGGGACUCGCUUCAGGACGAGAUACGCCACAUAUAUAUCACCGAUGAUUUCACACUUCAAAAUACAAAACGAGUUAUUGAGGAGAAACAUGGAUUCAAGGCUAGUGAGAGGAAAUGGAAAGAAAAGCUAAAAGAAUGGAAGUUCGACAAGAAUAUCUCAGCCGCCGAUAUGAGUAUCCUAGUAGCAAAAGCGGCAAAGCGGAUGCAUGAUGAAGGCAAAAGGACUGUUUUCUUCCUGGGAGAAUCUCAGAUCACGCGAGAAAGAAUUGAGCAGUUCAAACGGAGAAAAUUAACCAGGGAAAUUGACGACAUAUCUGCCGAAGCAGGUAAGUGUGAUUACACCACAAUAAAAACAUGGUAUUGA
This is a messenger RNA of Hyaloscypha bicolor E, 456 nucleotides long. RefSeq lists its product as uncharacterized. Lineage: Eukaryota; Fungi; Ascomycota; Leotiomycetes; Helotiales; Hyaloscyphaceae. The transcript is spliced from 2 exons. The record is from RefSeq and is a predicted model, not a curated record. Bases 1 to 456 code for a protein of 151 amino acids.